AUGGCGCCUGUUGUGACAGGGAAGUUCGGGGAGCGCCCUCAGCCACAGCGCCUAACAAGAGAAGCAAUGCGGAAUUACCUAAAGGAGCGAGGGGACCAAACAGUCAUGAUCUUGCACGCGAAAGUUGCACAGAAAUCCUACGGCAAUGAAAAAAGGUUCUUCUGUCCCCCUCCCUGUGUUUACCUGAUGGGCAGCGGCUGGAAGAAAAAGAAGGAGCAGAUGGAGCGUGACGGCUGCUCUGAACAGGAGUCCCAGCCCUGCGCCUUCAUCGGCAUCGGCAACAGCGACCAGGAGAUGCAGCAGCUCAACUUAGAGGGAAAGAACUAUUGCACAGCCAAAACCUUGUACAUAUCAGACUCCGACAAGAGAAAGCACUUCAUGUUGUCCGUGAAAAUGUUCUACGGCAACAGCGCGGACAUCGGCGUCUUCCUCAGCAAGAGGAUCAAAGUCAUCUCCAAACCCUCCAAAAAGAAGCAGUCCCUUAAAAAUGCUGACUUGUGCAUCGCAUCAGGGACUAAAGUUGCCUUGUUCAACCGGCUGCGCUCCCAGACGGUCAGCACCCGGUAUCUUCACGUAGAAGGGGGAAACUUCCACGCCAGCUCGCAGCAGUGGGGCGCCUUCUACAUCCAUCUACUGGAUGACGAGGAGUCGGAGGGAGAAGAGUUCACUGUGAGAGACGGUUACAUUCAUUACGGACAGACGGUGAAGCUGGUGUGCUCCGUGACGGGAAUGGCUCUGCCCAGACUGAUAAUACGUAAGGUGGACAAGCAGACGGCGCUGCUGGACGCCGACGACCCCGUCUCCCAGCUCCACAAGUGUGCCUUCUACCUGAAGGACACCGAGCGCAUGUACCUGUGCCUUUCCCAAGAAAGGAUAAUCCAGUUUCAAGCCACUCCAUGCCCAAAGGAACCAAACAAGGAGAUGAUCAAUGACGGCGCCUCCUGGACAAUCAUCAGCACAGAUAAAGCUGAAUACACUUUCUAUGAGGGAAUGGGCCCCGUCCACUCUCCAGUCACCCCUGUGCCUGUGGUGGAGAGCUUACAGCUUAACGGUGGUGGAGACGUAGCCAUGCUGGAACUGACGGGCCAGAACUUCACUCCACAGCUGCGGGUCUGGUUUGGAGACGUGGAGGCGGAGACUAUGUACAGGUGCGGGGAGAGCAUGCUGUGUGUGGUGCCCGACAUCUCGGCGUUCCGCGAGGGCUGGCGCUGGGUGCGGCAGCCGGUGCAGGUGCCCGUCACUCUGGUGCGGAACGAUGGCAUCAUCUACUCCACCACGCUCACCUUCACCUACACGCCCGAGCCUGGUCCCCGGCCGCACUGCAGCGCCGCGGGGGCCAUCCUGCGCACUGGGAGCGCCAGCCUCAUGAACAGCCAGGACGCCGUCAACCUGUACGGGCCCCCAGGGACGAACCCCGGGGUCACGUCCUCCACCGCCGCCGCCGUGGUCUCCUAA
Molecule: messenger RNA, 1455 nt
Organism: Knipowitschia caucasica
Lineage: Eukaryota; Metazoa; Chordata; Actinopteri; Gobiiformes; Gobiidae
Source: the annotation of a GenBank genome assembly